Aspergillus niger is the source of this 3225-nucleotide messenger RNA. RefSeq lists its product as uncharacterized. NCBI's taxonomy places the organism in Eukaryota, Fungi, Ascomycota, Eurotiomycetes, Eurotiales, Aspergillaceae. The transcript is spliced from 4 exons. Bases 1 to 3225 code for a protein of 1074 amino acids. The record is from RefSeq and is a predicted model, not a curated record.
AUGACUGUUCCAGAUGUCUCGCAGUUCAAUCCUCGGACGCAACUGCUCCCUCACAUCGUCGACCACUACGCGAAGGUCAAACCCGACGCCAUCUAUGCCGAAUACCCAGUCUCUCUGAUGAGCUACGACGAUGGCUAUCGCCCGAUCACAUUCAAAGCAUUUGCCAAUGCCAUCAACGGCAUUGCUUGGUGGCUGACUGAGAAGCUGGGUCCUGGUGACGGUGAGACCCUGGCUUACGUGGGGCCUAAUGACUUACGGUACCCGGCAUUGGUAUUGGGUGCUGUCAAGGCAGGAUAUCGCAUGUUUCUUACCUCCCCAAGGAACAGCGUGGCUGCUCACAGUAGCCUGUUCAAUCGCCUCAGUUGCACUAAGCUGGUCACCCCAGUGCCUCAUCCACCACCAGUCAAGGCCAUUCUGGAAGGACAAACGCUGGAUGUUCUGGAGGUCCCUAGUGUCGAUGAGCUGAUCAGCAAAGAAUAUGCUCAUUUUGAGUUCUCCAAGACUUACCCAGAAGCUGCUGGAGAGAUUCUAGCUGUGAUUCAUACGUCUGGCUCCACGGGUAUCCCGAAGCCGAUCUUCUGGAGCCAUGAUAGUGCUUGCAAACAUAUGCACACGACGGUGCUGGAUCCCCCGAAAGGUCACGAGAGCCAAGAUAGCUGGUUGUUUGGCAAGCGGAUAUUCCUCGUUCCGCCACCUUUUCAUGCUGCAGGUUUGGCAUACUCACUGUUCUUAACCAUUCCAGUCGGCACUACCGUCAUUUUUCCGGCAUCUGGGGGGCUUCCCACCGCUGCCUCUCUCGUAGAGGCGAGAAAGAAGACACAGAUUGAUAUUCUUUUGGGUGUUCCAUCAAUCAUUCAAGAAUUCUCCCAGAGCCCGGAGCUCUUGGACUACUGCAGCAAGCACCUCGAUCGCUUAGUUUACUGUGGCGGAGACCUUCCCCAGCCAAUCGGGGACGCCGUGGCAUCCAAGAUCAAACUCAUGAAUCUAUACGGAGCCUCAGAAGUAGGCAUGAUUAGCACUAUUCAUUCCAAAACUAACCGAGAUCCUCGCACGGAUUGGCGAUAUCUUCACAUCAACCCCCGGAUGGGAGCUGAGCUGCGUCACGUCGCCGAUCAAUACUACGAACUCGUGAUUGUUCGAAGCCCAAAGUCUGAAAAACAUCAGCUCUCCUUCACAAUCUUCCCAGAUCAACAGGAAUACCACACCAAAGACCUUUUUGUGCGGCACCCGGACCCUAGUAAGCCGGACUUGUGGCGCUGGGCCGCUCGUGCGGAUGACGUGAUUGUCUUCCUGAACGGUGAGAAGACCAACCCUGUGUCUAUGGAACAGCACAUCGCUGCAUCCAAUCCAGAAGUGACAGCAGUCUUAGUUGCUGGGGCACGUCGCUUCCAAGCAUCUCUCCUGGUUGAAAUUGGCGGAAAAGAUCUCACUGCACAUGAGCGCGCCGCGAUGAUUGAGAAGGUCUGGCCGAGCGUUGAAGAAGCCAAUGCGGUUUGUCCAGCUCAUGCGCGCGUGGCAAAAACACACAUUCUGUUCACAAAGCCAGACAAGCCUAUGCUUCGUGCCGGGAAGGGAACGAUUCAGCGGGCUGCCUCGCUCGAACUGUACACGUCUGAGUUGGAUGCCUUAUAUGCCGAUGCGGACAAACUAUCGCAGGCAACCAGUAAUGGUGAACCUGCUAGACCUGGCCAGGUGGAUGAUCCGAAAGUUCUUUCCGAUUACAUUAGGAGAACAAUUAACUAUGUCACUGGGUGGGAUCUCACAGAUAAUCAAAAUUUCUUCGAGUUGGGCCUUGACUCCCUCCAGGCUAUCACUGCCACUCGGGCUUUCAAGAAUGGUCUUGAUCUCCCGACGCUCACUCCAAACCUGAUUUAUCUCCAUCCCUCUGUGGAUGAACUCACCCAGGCAGUGCUUCACCUGCAGCAACACGAGGAGGCUUCCGCUGAGGAGAAAAAAGAAGCCCAGCUGCAGCAGCGGGAAGAACUACUACAGGAACUCAGUAGCCAGUUCCAAGCGCCCAAGUCCCAUGUGGUCAUUUUGACCGGCUCGACAGGUAACCUGGGCAGCUACCUUCUCGACACCCUCCUACAGUCCCCUUCCGUUACCUACGUGCAUUGUUUGAACCGCAAUCCUGACGCAGAGGCAAGCCACCGCGUAAAACGUAACGGCAUGAAAACCGAUCUGUCUCGCGUGAGCUUCUGGACGGCGGACCUCUCCCAGCCGGACCUGGGUCUGGGACCUGAUGUCUUCAAAACCCUGCGAAACAUUGCCACUCUGAUCAUCCACAACGCCUGGGCAGUCAACUUCAACCUCAGCCUGUCGUCCUUCAAGCCUAACCUCACCGGCGUGGUAAACUUGAUAAACUUCGCUGCCCAAUCACACCAGUCACCCCAUCUCUUCUUCCUCUCAUCCAUUAGCUCCACUAUGGGCCACCACACAAAGACCGGCCUGACCCCGGAAGAGGUGAUCACAACUACGAACCCCGGACCCAACGGCUACGCAGAUAGCAAGUACCUUGCAGAGCAAUUACUAGCGCAAGCGGCUCGCCAGGGCCGAGUGCACGCCUCUUUCGCACGUGUUGGUCAGAUAGCGGGCCCGGUCCGCUCAAAGGGAGUAUGGAACCAGACUGAAUGGUUUCCGAGCCUCGUUCGCAGCUCUUUUCACCUGGGUAUCUUGCCUGAUACACUCGGACCAGCCCUCAAUCGCAUCGACUGGGUACCGGUUGAUCUGCUCGCUGAAGUCCUAGUGGACUUGGCAGUGGCUGGUCAAGGCGUGGGAACCAGGGGUGUCCAGGUGUACCACCCACUGAACCUGCACCCGGUAGACUGGGAGGUCAUUCGUCCAAUGGUCGCUGAAGCUCUCUUUAAGGUUUCCAGGAAGACUAUCGAGACUGUCCCCUUUAAUGAGUGGGUGCAGCGCGUCCGGCAGGAUCUGGAGAUGGCUGGUAGUACCGGCGAGAAGAUGAGUGACGAAGAGCUGCAGAAACGAUUGGCCAAGAAUCCAGCUGCAAAGUUGCUGGAGUUCUUUGAGGGGAUUAUGUCCCAAGCUGAGCGGGCGAAUGUGCUGGAUACAAGGCUGACGGGACAGAUCAGCGAGAAGUUGCGGGCUGUGGAUGCGGUGAAGCCGGAAUGGAUUUAUAUGUGGGUGGAAGGGUGGAUUCGUCGCGAGUUGGUCGUGGAUUGGUCAUGUUUCGCCCGUGAGUCGGGUGUGUGGAAACGCACCUAA